Messenger RNA from Gopherus flavomarginatus (Mexican gopher tortoise), 1026 nucleotides. RefSeq names its product neurogenin 3 (gene NEUROG3). The record is from RefSeq and is a predicted model, not a curated record. NCBI's taxonomy places the organism in Eukaryota, Metazoa, Chordata, Testudines, Testudinidae. Gene Ontology annotation, molecular function: protein dimerization activity. The transcript is spliced from 3 exons.
AUGAAGAACAAGAAUCACCAGCUUGGUUUGACAGGGCAAGGCAAAGGCAAAGAAGACAUACAUAGAACAUUGUUAUUUUUCUCAACAUAUUUUUUUCUUCUUGGAAACUCAAUUUUUUUGUAUGAAUCUAAAUUUUAAAAAGCCGGUAUAUAUAGGAGCUCAAAGGCGGUCGUGUGCCUGACGCAAAGCCUUCACUCUACUGCACUUGAUAGGAGGCUGCUCCGCAUCCCCAAGGGGUCAGAAGACAAGGGGACCAAUUUGGCUGGGUUCUUGCAACAGUGCUACUCCCUCAGCGCCAGCUUCACCCCCAGGGGAUCCAGGAUGUCUCCCAAGACUGAUUGCUCUCCUGGUGCCCAGGUGAACAGUGAGGGCGUGCAGUACUACAGUGUGUCUGAUGAUGAAGGCUCCGCUUCCUCCCUUGGCACUGGUAGCCUGCCUUCCUCUCCCAACCCUUCCCUGGCUCGGCUGCAGGCAGGAGGCUGCCCUGCAGACGAGGGGCCCUCUCCGGAGUGCCCGCAGAAGAAACAGAAGGCCAGAAGGGGACGCACAAAAGCCAAAAGCGAAGUGGUGCUGACGAAGCAGAAGAGGAACCGCAGGAUGAAAGCCAACGACAGGGAAAGGAACCGCAUGCACAACCUCAACUCCGCCCUGGAUGCUCUUCGCAGCGUCCUCCCCACCUUCCCCGACGACGCCAAGCUCACCAAGAUUGAGACGCUUAGGUUUGCCCAUAACUACAUCUGGGCACUGACCGAAACCCUGCGGAUGGCCGACCACAGCCUCCUGAGUGUGGGGCAGCAGGAGCUGGCCAGGGAGCCUUUCCGGCAGCCUCCUACCACCGCCUGCCUGCUGGAGCUGACCAGUCCCGGCAGCAUCUCGCCUUGUGAAUGGGACUCUCUGUACUCUCCAGUCUCCCAGACUGGCAGCCUGAGCCCUACUGACUCCCUGGAGGAAGGGCGCUCUUACCAGGCUGCGGACGCCCCGGCCUGCCUCAGGCACAGCCCUCAUGCCUUCCCAGAGUUUGUCUGA